This is a messenger RNA of Soboliphyme baturini, 315 nucleotides long. The record is from the annotation of a GenBank genome assembly. NCBI's taxonomy places the organism in Eukaryota, Metazoa, Nematoda, Enoplea, Dioctophymatida, Soboliphymatidae.
AUGUGCUGUAUAGCUGAGGUGCCGGUCCGUCGCUGCAAUCAUCGAAGCACGUGGUCGGCGGACGCCGACCAGGACGUUGCGAGGGCACGGACGGGACGCUCAUCUCCUUGCAAAACGGCCCCUCCGUGGCUUUUCGAUGACGUCACACAGCAGACCGAACAUCUGCGACACGGUGUCGAAUUUUGCGCACUAAAUACGUUGUGCCGGCAUUUGGCCCCUUGGUCUGUGGAAGAGACGGGCCACAUCGGCAUUAAGCUCAGGUAUUCGGUGGCAGGCGCAACCGAGCAGCGUUACUGGGUCAGUGCGUUCAAAUAG